Messenger RNA from Cuscuta epithymum, 2411 nucleotides. The record is from the annotation of a GenBank genome assembly. NCBI's taxonomy places the organism in Eukaryota, Viridiplantae, Streptophyta, Magnoliopsida, Solanales, Convolvulaceae.
UGCUAAUCGCCCACAACACGUACACUAGCAAACGCUCACACACAAUUCCCUUGCAUCGAUCAAGUGCAGUGUUGAAGUUUCUUAUUAGUUUGUUCUUUCGCAGAGUUGCACUUUGACAUAAUUCUUGAAGGAAAUAUGUGAAGCCUGUUGAAUCAAUCCCAACAAAAUGAGACAGAUUACAAAAAGUGGAAUAAUUACUGGAAAACGAGCUUCACAAGAAGUUAUCACUUCAGGUCAAACUUCGAAUGUGGUGUUCAAAAAGCGUAGAACGAGUAUCACUCCUCUAAGCGAUGUCACUAACGAAAGUGUUCCAUCGCCUUUGAUCAAGCAUAAUGGACUCAUAAGAACAAGUGAUACACAAUAUACGUAUGUUGGAUAUUCUUGGAAUACAAGUGCCAUUCAAACCUUAAGGAUUCCUUCAACUGUGAACACUACUAACGAGUGUCAUGAUUUAAUGGAUGUAGUUGAGGAAAGUCCCUUAAGGGAAAACAGAAUUGGCAAAUUUGUUGGUAAUUGUAAUGGAGAAGUCGACGAUUCAGAUAAAGACGACGAUAAUGGAUCAAAGAGUAUUCCAAGUGGUUAUUUGGACUUUGGUGAUCCUUCCUGCUCAUGCCAAUUUUGUGGUGCUUUAUUUUGGUACAAUGAAAGAGUAGAAAGCAACUACAAAGCACAAAAUCCGACAUAUUCUGGAUGUUGCAUGCAAGGGAAGAUUAAACUUCCAUUUAUGAAAAAGCCACCACCAAUUCUUGAAAAUUUGUUUCUUGGAAAAGAUCCAAUUAGCAAGCAUUUUUUAGAACAUAUUCGGUCAUAUAAUAGCAUGUUCUCAUUUACGUCAAUGGGUGGAAAGAUUGACUCAACUCCAAACAGUGGUAAUGCACCUCCGAUUUUUAAGCUACAUGGUCAAAACUUUCAUCUAAUCGGAAGUUUAUUACCUGCUGAUUCUAAGGUGCCAAAAUUUUCACAACUAUACAUAUAUGACACCGAGAACGAAGUAACUAAUAGAAUUAAUUCUGUCAGGGAUAAAGACGAGUCUCAUAAUUUGCAUACACGAGUUGUUGAGGAUCUCAAGCAGACCCUUGAUGAAAAUAAUGUCUUGGUUAAAUCAUUUAGAAUAGCAGGCCAAAAAAUACACAAUGAGGGUUGUAAAGAUUUUAAGUUACGGCUAAUAGGAAGAAGAUCGGGAGAUCCAAGAACAUACAACCUUCCUUCAGUGUCUGAAGUUGCUGCUUUGGUUGUUGGGGAUUUUGAUUUAUCACUUGGAGAAAGAGAUAUUGUGGUGGAAACGUGUUCUGGACGGUUGCAGCGAAUCAAUGAAUUGCAUCCCUCAUAUUUGGCCCUGCAAUAUCCACUACUUUUUCCAUACGGAGAGGAUGGUUUUAGAGAAGACAUACCCUUUUCUAAUAAAAAGGGUGACCCAUCUCGAGGGAGGCAAAAAAUUAGUAUAAGGGAGUUUAUUGCAUAUCGAUUGCAUGAAAGAUUAUCCGAGUUUUCCACUUUUUUGCGUGCUAAGAGAGUUUUCCAGCAAUUUGUUGUAGAUUCAUACACUUUAAUUGAAUCAAGUCGGUUAAGAUAUGUUCGCACACAUCAAAAACAGUUGAGGUGUGAAAUGUAUAAAGGUUUGACAGAUGCUUUAUUACGUGGUGAUAUAAAUCCAGCCACACAGGGAAAGCGGUUAGUUUUGCCAUCUUCUUUCACAGGAGGAGCUAGAUAUAUGAUUCAAAACUAUCAGGAUGCAAUGGCUAUAUGCAGAUGCAUAGGUUAUCCGGAUUUGUUCAUAACUUUCACGUGUAACCCUAAAUGGCCAGAGAUUGUUAGGUUUGUUGAACAAAGAAACCUAAAGCCAGAAGAUCGGCCAGAUAUCAUUUGUAGAGUAUUUAAAAUGAAGCUUGAUGCCCUUCUCAAUGACUUUCGUUGCAAGAAAGUUUUUGGCACAGUUAAAGCAGUCAUAUACACUGUUGAGUUCCAGAAGCGUGGAUUGCCUCAUGCCCAUAUAUUACUAUUCUUGGACAAAAGCGAAAAAAUUGUAACAACAGAUCAUAUAGACUCCAUCAUAUCAGCAGAGAUUCCGUGUAAAAGAAGUGAUCCUGAGUACUACAAUGCAGUGAAAGAGUACAUGAUGCAUGGUCCGUGUGGAGAUGAUAGGAAAAACUCCCCUUGCAUGGUCGAUGGUCAUUGUUCAAAACAUUUUCCAAAAAGGUUUGUUGAUCAAACUACAGUGGAUGAUGAUGGCUAUCCAGUUUAUAGGCGAAGACAUGAUGAGAGAGUGAUACAAAAAAAUGGUGCACUUCUAGACAACCGCUAUGUUGUUCCACAUAAUAGAUAUUUGUUGCUCAAAUACGCCGCACAUAUGAACGUGGAGUGGUGUAAUCAGUCCAGGUCUAUCAAGUAUUUAUUUAAAUACGUGAAUAAGG